AUGACACACAUAGCAAACUGCAUGCGCUCCGAUCCCGACCACACCUCUGUUUAUAUAACACUGGAAACAUCCUCGUCCCCAAUGGCCCCCCAAGAUUCUCUCUCGCCAGCCGCCACCCAGGCAAAGAGUCCACCACUGUCUUCUCAACCUCCCACCCAACAGGCCCCAUCCAAGUACCAACUUUGGCUCUCAGCAAAGAGUCCAGCCCUCGGUUCAAAGACCAGCCACUCAGCAGACAGGGUCGCUGCCCUUGCUGCUGGCCGCUCCCCGACUUCGCUCAGUGACACUGCUCUCCUCUCCGAGAACAGCCUGCCUUUUUGGCAACGAACCGGCUCCCUAUCACGACGACGCAAAGUCAGUGUGCCUGAACUCGGAAGCACCAUGACAACCGUCCAAGAGAUGCCCCUUGAUUCACCAACCAUCCCGGGAAGACCACCUCUCCGCAAGCCUUCAUAUGAAGUGCUUGGCCACGAGCGCUCCUGCAGUGCUCCCGGUACUAACUGGCGCUCCGGUCCUUUCGGCGAUGCCAUGAUGGAUUGCAUUACCGGCCCUUCUCCUGUCCAGACUCAGUACACUACCGCUCCGCUUACUUCAGAACUGCCCGCCAUCUCCGGCAGGCCGCUUUCUCCCAUCCUAAGCCCCGGUGCGACACCUAGGCCUUUGCUCAAACUUGAGACGGACAACAUUGUUGAAGAAGACUGGGAAAUUCCGCCCCAAGUGCCUCCAAAGUCUCCUGUUACCGAGCGCAAGGGCUCUCCCACCCCCUUGAUACUCAACUCAAAAGCAAGCAAAUCACAACUUACCACUCCCGCGUCGAUCAGCUCAGGCGGAGGUACUCCGUUGAGUGCCAUUGACCUCCGACGAUCGCCAAACGGCAGCAUGGGCCUUCCCACACCACCAUCUACCUUCACCAAUCCCUUUUAUGCAUCUUCACCUGCAUCAGCCCGAGGUUCACCACGAACAGAGAGAAGAGAUCCCAUGGCUACACAAACCUUUCCUCACAACCGCAACAUGUCGGAGUCAUCCAUCAUGGACCGAGGUCGGCCAAAAUGCCGUAACAGCAAAAAAGACCGCCCGCGUGCCAUGUCUGAAACCAAUGGCCCCGAGGCUAUACCUGACUCUUGGAAGCUCCCCCAAGGCAUGCGCGUAUCUGAGGCUUCAAGGCGAAUCAGUGAUGCCGACAAGAGGCUGCUCCAUAAGCAAGCCUACGAUCAGGCAGGCAACUUUGAAGUCCUCAACAAACGUGAUGUAGCAUCGUUGUCAAGAGAACUCCGAGCACUUGAUGAACGCUGCGAUUAUCUCCGCAAGACUUACAAGUCGCUGCGCGCAGGUCGCCAGAAGCUUCAUGGUCGCAUGAUUGCCUAUCUGCGACGUGGAGAAACAGUUAUCUUCUCGCGCGAAUCCCUACUCAAGCAAGAAGAGGCGCUAGCCGAGUUGGAUGUGUCCAUCGACGAGUUCAUCCAAAAACUGGAGCAAGCCGAAAACCGCCGCCUUCGCUUACGCCAAAAGCUGCUUGAGCACGUGGCUGCUGCUAUCGUCCUUGAUCCUAGCUCCCGUGAUCAAGUCGCCGAAGCCACUCCUCCGCGGAGUCCUGUAAAAAUGGAUAGCCCUGCGCGAUCCCAGCGAAAGGAGACUGAAUCUAUCAAGAUCUACGCUGAUGGACACGUUCUCAACCUAUUUUCGGACAUUGAGAAAGCGAUCGGCAAGAUGUGUGAACAAACUUGCUAG
Messenger RNA from Bipolaris zeicola 26-R-13, 1728 nucleotides. RefSeq lists its product as uncharacterized. The transcript is spliced from 4 exons. The coding region runs from base 1 to 1728 and encodes 575 amino acids. The record is from RefSeq and is a predicted model, not a curated record. NCBI's taxonomy places the organism in Eukaryota, Fungi, Ascomycota, Dothideomycetes, Pleosporales, Pleosporaceae.